AUGCCUCGGAAGCGGGGUACAUCGACGAUAAGAAGCCCAGGCUCCAAACUUCGUGAGAAGGACAGAACCCAAAAUGAAGGAUCGAAAGAAACAAGAGGCUCGCUUUGGAGUAACGUCGCUCUGGCGAUAGGAGUACUUGCCGUUGGUGCAUUGAUCCCAAUAAUUCUUGGUCUCCUCGACAAAACCCAAAAGACCACCAGUAUCGACCUCAAGAAGCUACCAGCCACCGCUCAAGUAAUCGACCAGAAGAGCUUCAACGUCCUCCAACAUGUUCCGCCGCCAAAAGAAGCCAAUGCAACAACACGAUUUCUGUGGCCAGGAGUCACCUACGAAUCCCUCACCAAGCGGCCAUUUCAUAUUUAUGAUGCAGAAUUCCUAGACAUUAUUGGCAACGAUCCCACUUUGACCCUGAUCGCUACUUCAAACACAGACCCAAUCUUUCACGAAGCUGUUGUGUGGAGCCCUGGCACCAAAGAGGUCUUUUUCGCCCAAAACGCAGGUGAUCCGGCAGCUGGCACUGGCCUUGAAAAGUCUUCGGUCGUUCAGAAGAUUUCCUUGAGUGAUGCCGAAGCUGUAAAGAAUGGGACUCAUAUGUCUGAAGAAGUAGAGGUCAAGAUUGUGGAUUCAACACCACAAGUCAUUAACCCGAAUGGCGGGACAAACUACAAAGGUCAAAUCAUCUUUGCGGGAGAAGGACAAGGAGACAAUAUCCCAUCGGCUCUUUAUCUGAUGAACCCCAGGAGCCCACAUAAUACAACAAUACUUGUUAAUAACUACUUUGGAAGACAGUUCAACUCAAUCAACGACGUCUCUGUCAAUCCCCGUAAUGGCGACAUUUAUUUCACGGACACCAUGUACGGCUACUGGCAGUAUUUUCGCCCACAGCCAGGACUGCAGAACCAAGUAUAUCGCUUCAAUCCGGAGACUGGAGCCUUGACUGUUGUCGCUGAUGGUUUUGUCGCCCCGAACGGCCUCACAUUCUCUCCAGAUGGACAAUAUGCGUACGUGACAGACACUGGUAUCAGCAAUGCGCUUUUCGGAUUGAACUUUACACGUCCUGCUUCCAUCUAUCGUUUCGACGUCCAGAGAGAUGGAACCUGGGAGAAUCGAAAGACUUUUGCAUACGUAGCAGCGCGUCUACCUGACGGGAUACACUGUGAUUCUAAGGGUAACGUGUACGCAGGCUGUGGAGAUGGUGUACAUGUUUGGAAUCCUUCGGGGAAGCUCAUCGGGAAGAUCUACACAGGAAUCAACGCAGCCAACUUUCAGUUCGCUGGAAAGGGCCGUAUGGUGAUUAUGGGGAGGACGAAGCUAUUCUAUGCCACGCUUGCGGCCUCUGGGGCACCCCUGAGCUGA
Fusarium sp. VM40 is the source of this 1356-nucleotide messenger RNA. Lineage: Eukaryota; Fungi; Ascomycota; Sordariomycetes; Hypocreales; Nectriaceae. The record is from the annotation of a GenBank genome assembly.